AUGGCUUGCGAGAGCGCAUCAGCCCCCUUAUAUUCUCUCGCUUUCAUCUGCCUCAGCUACUCUUUCUUGGUGCUAUGCAUGCACGUUCCUUCGUCGGUUUCAUUCAGCUUCAACUUUUCCAACACUACUGGUGACAACCCCUGCGGCGGACUCGAGCUCAGGUGCUACCGCGAUGCGCAUUUCGACAAGACCACAUCAGCCAUCGAGCUGACAAAGAACCUCCGAGGAGAAAUCACCAACAGCCAAGGUCGGGUGUGGUACAAGCAGCCCGUGCGGCUAUGGAAAGAGAGCACCGGCGAGGUAGCGAGCUUCACCACCACUUUCUCCUUCAACCUCACGCCGUCCGACUCCAUCCGGUGCAGGGACACAUGGGCAUCUCAGACGGGCGACGGCAUGGCCUUCUUCCUUGCGCCUUGGCCUAACUCUAACUCGAGCACCGGCGGCGGCAUCGUCCUGCCCAACGCAACCGCAACGGAAGGCGGCGACCUCUACCUUUUCAACCCCAGCAACCAUUUCAACGCAACGGGUGACAAUCGGGUUGUUGCCGUCGAGUUCGACACAUUCUGUAAUGUGGGAAUCGACAACAGUACCACCCAGCACAUCGGCAUCGAUGUCAACUCCAUCGUGUCUGUGGCGAGCACGAACACUCCAGGGAUGAACAACCUCACAUCCCCCUUCACCAAGGCGGCCAUGAUCAGCUACGACAACGUGACCAAGAUGCUAGCCGUUGAUCUGCAGAUCAACGGUACUCCGUACGCCCUGAACACGACCGUCAACCUUACACAAAGCUUGCCGGAGACUGUGGCUGUCGGAUUCUCAGCAUCGACCGGCGACUGUGUGGAGCUGCACCAGCUCCUGUCAUGGUCCUUCAACUCCACACUCCAAGAACCCAAGUUGGCAGAGGUUGCCGGGGCAGUCAUCAAACCAGAGCCCUCGGCGAAAUUACUACUCGAGGUGCGGUCCUUCUCCUAUGGAGGACGCAUGCAAGAAAUCGCCGCCCACGUCAAGGUUCCGACAGGCGUCGGCCGCGUCCUGGAUGCCGCUGAUGUGCGGCUGCGGGGAGACGAAGCCCAUGAUCGGCAGAUGGAGCGUGCUCUGCUCGUCGGGCUCUGGUGCGCGCACCGUGACCCCGGGCAGCGCCCAUCCAUCGCUGAGGCCAUGCAGGUCCUGCAGUCCGAGGAGUUGAAGCUGCCGGUGCUCUCGUUACACAUGUACAGCAAGCUGGCGACGCCACCAUCUGUUGGCAACGUUGCCUCGACGGUCGUCGAUGACUCUGGUGUCUCCGGCAACUCCAUGGCUAGCGGAGUCCGCUCGGCAGAGACCGCUGGCACGACGGCAGGCUCGUCGGAGUCGUUUGCCACUUUACCAGUAGUACUGCCACCCCAUUCUACAUGGUAG
This is a messenger RNA of Miscanthus lutarioriparius, 1398 nucleotides long. NCBI's taxonomy places the organism in Eukaryota, Viridiplantae, Streptophyta, Magnoliopsida, Poales, Poaceae. The record is from the annotation of a GenBank genome assembly.